GCUGCCCUGCCACCACAGCCACCCGACCUCCCCCGCCCCCGCCUAUUUAUACGCCUCCUCCUCCACCACCGCAUGCCAUCGCCAUCCUCCAGCGCCUGCUCUCCCGACCCACCUCGCCGCGCCGCGCCAUUCCUUCCCACCACUCCGCCGAGGAGACGUAUACCCACCUCGUCUGCCAGACGAUUAACGAUAUGAUUCCCCAGGCCGCUAGCCUCGACCUCGGCCUCAGCCUCGGCCUCGGGCUCACCUCCCAGGGCAGCCUCUCCUCCUCCAUCACCACCGCCGGCUCGUCCCCCUGGGCCGCCGCGCUCAGCUCCGUCGUCGCCGCUCAGCAGCACCAGCCGCACCACGCCGCCGCGGCGGCGGCUGUGGAUCCCGACAGCGGGGCGAUGCGGGCGUCCACGUCGCCCGACAGCGCCGCGGCGCUCUCCAGCGGCACCAGCGGCGGCGGGGACAACAAGAGGGAGCUCGAGCGCACCGGCUCCGGUGGCGUCCGCAGUGACGAGGAGGACGGCGCGGACGGCGCCGGGGGGAGGAAGAAGCUCCGCCUCUCCAAGGACCAGGCCGCCGUGCUCGAGGAGUGCUUCAAGACGCACAGCACGCUCAACCCCAAGCAGAAGGUCGCCCUGGCCAACCGGCUGGGCCUCCGGCCGCGGCAGGUGGAGGUGUGGUUCCAGAACCGCCGCGCCCGGACAAAGCUCAAGCAGACGGAGGUCGACUGCGAGUACCUCAAGCGAUGGUGCGAGCGCCUCGCCGACGAGAACAAGCGCCUCGAGAAGGAGCUCGCCGACCUCAGGGCGCUCAAGGCCGCGCCCUCGACCGCCGCGCAGCCCGCCUCCUCCCCCGCCGCCACGCUCACAAUGUGCCCCUCCUGCCGCCGCGUCGCCGCUAACCACCAGCAACAAUGCCACCCCAAAUCUAAUGCCUCCCCCGCCCCCGCCGCCGCCACCGCCGUAGCCGGCAGCGUGGUGCCCAGCCACUGCCAGUUCUUCCCGGCCGCCGUUGACCGGACAGGACAGAGCACGUGGAACGCCGCCGCCGCGCCGCUCGUCACCAGAGAGCUGUUCUAAGAACGGUGGAUCGGAUCCAUCAAUCGAUCUCGAUCGCCAUGGCCGCAGGGUGAUGGAUCGACCGAUGAUGGAUGAUUGAUUAGAAGAAUGAACACAAGUUCUGAUUAGGAUCUCGCAGGUGGUGGCCGGAGUAAUUAAUUAAUCAGUUAAUCAGGAGAGGAGAUUUUCUUUUUUCUUUCCCUUUUUUUUUCUUUUGGAUUAAUUCAUCAGUUGGGUUUCUGAAAACAACAACGACGACGACGAACGAACAACAAACAAAGAUGGCUGUCCGCUUUUUCCUGGACGGCGUGUAAACCAGUUCACCUAAUCUGCUGGUUGGUGAAAUAACAGCGUGAUUGAUUGUACUAAUUGAUUGGUGAAGAAAGUUAAUGCAAAUCAAAUCUUUACUAA
Setaria italica (foxtail millet) is the source of this 1460-nucleotide messenger RNA. RefSeq names its product homeobox-leucine zipper protein HOX2. NCBI's taxonomy places the organism in Eukaryota, Viridiplantae, Streptophyta, Magnoliopsida, Poales, Poaceae. Gene Ontology annotation, molecular function: DNA-binding transcription factor activity, RNA polymerase II-specific; sequence-specific DNA binding. The transcript has 2 exons. The coding region runs from base 192 to 1070 and encodes 292 amino acids. The record is from RefSeq and is a predicted model, not a curated record. Gene Ontology annotation, biological process: regulation of DNA-templated transcription.